CUCCCGUCUUUUCAUAAAGGAUUAGGUAUGAAUUCCUCGACAGGAAGCACGCUAUACAUUACAUACUAAAACAUUUGUUAGUAGAAGAAAAAAUAUAAAAACAUACUCUUCCACAGCCCACAUCUGAGCUUCGUGUUCUCGAGCUUUCCGCUCAUUUUGUCGCUGAAACCAUCGAUUUUCAAAUCCAUUACCCCGUAUAAUACCAUCCCAUCGAUGGCCAGGACGAAUAUUGAACCUGUUCGGUGGUGCAUAGCCUUGGUAUGCCUUUGUAGAUGUCGUAGAUCGUUUCGUCAAAAAUGAUGUUGCAGGGUCGUUCCAUCGAACUUUUUCCUUAAGUUCCUGGUUAUAUUCCGGAUCAUCUUCAUACCUAGAGAGAGGUACAUUUUUUUGCCGUUCCAGCUCUGCAAUGUAUUCUUGUUGUUGUCGAAGUUGUACCUCACCCUGUUGAUUUUCCUUCUGUUGCUUUUUUUCCAAUUCUUGUUCAGCUAGCUUUUUCCGUGCUUCUUGGCGAGCGAGGGUAAUAUCAAUACGUUUACCUGUUGCAUCACGAUAGACAGUUUCUUUACUUUUCCUUAAUUCCUCAUCUGACAUAGCGAACUUCUCCUGCACUUCACUUUCACGUUUCCGCCUCGCUUCUUCUGAAACCUGUUUGCCUGUCACUAAGCCAUACCCGGGACCUUGAUUCGUUGAUUGUUUUGAAGGUUCUAAUUUUGGUUUUGUCUCGCUAGCACCUACAGGUUUCCAACGCGAUGCUGUUAUGGCCGUCGCAUCCUGGGCUUUUUGGGCAAUCGUAUUUUCAUCCAAAUCUUCUAUAUGUUCAUGAUUAACAAUUGUUGGUUGAUCCUGUGAUAUAGUAGCUCCCUCCGAAUAACCUGCGAAUUCAUCGUCAUUUCUCCAUCCAGCAACAUCUUCAUCUUGAAUUUCUAGAAAAUCUGAGGAUUUAGACUUUUUUCUUUUCUUUCCUGUGUCUUUUUUUAAAUAUUUCCUCGCAAUAUAGUCUGCGUUCGACAUAGUUGUUUAGUGUAGAUAUAUCAUAGUUAUGCACGAUCCCUUAACCAUCUUCCAGUUUGUCAGGGAGAUCGCAGUUUUUAAGGCUUUUUAGCGGCAAAAUGGACAUGAAAGAUACGAAACCUUUUUCGAAUGUUAAGCAGGAACCUACGGACGUGAAAGAACCCAAAGUAGAAGAGAAGCCUGCGCAAGAUGCAGCUACUCCACAAAAUCAGCAAAAAUUCUUGGAUUUUCAACUAUCUUGGUGUCCUAAAAAUGAAAGAAAAACUGUAAAUCAUCAUUUAUUAAAAUUUCAUUCUAAUAAAACCAUUGAUCCUAUGAAAACCUUUGUGCCACCCAUCAAGAUGCAAAGACGAGAUCCCCAUGCCUCUUCAUCAUCAAACAAUGAACAGCAAUCUGCUGAACCAGGUAGUUCUAGCAACAUGGACGUAUCUUCUAUUGCUCCUUAUGGAGGAGCUCAAAACAUGAAGCAGAAUGCUUUUAAGCGAAAAACCCGCCAAGUGGUUAAGGUGGAUCCGCAAGUCCGCAGACUUCAGGAGGAAGAACUUUCGCCUUGGAUUAUGGAAGAUUUUGAAGGAAAGAACACAUGGGUUAGUACCAUGGAAGGAGGUCAAUCCUCUGCUUAUGUUUUAUUUAUGUUCUCUGAAAAUGGAUUUAAGGUCAUUCCAGCAGAUCGUUUCUAUCGAUUUAAUCAGCGUAGUAACUUCCAGACUCUCUCUAUUGAUGAAGCAGAGGCGAAGAUGAACAAAAAGACACCCAUUCCUCGAUGGUUUAUGAAAAAAGAUAAUAAUCAAGAAGGAUCUUCGGAGGGAACUGCUUCACCUAUGUAUCACCUCAAAACUGUUCCAAAUGCACGUACAGUUUCUGGUCCUAGGGCUACAGGAAGUGAUGACGAGCUAGAUUUUGACGAAGAGUUUGCAGACGAUGAGGAGGCACCCAUUGUGGAAGGAAACGAAGAGGAUAAUAAACAAUUGGAAGAGAAGAUGAAAAAGGAAAUGCUUACUGCCAAUUUAUUCGGUGAGGCUGAAGAACCUAAUUACGAAGAGGAACAAGAGCGCCAGAUGUCUCAUGAAGGCAAAAAGCUUCAGCGAUAUCUCAAACUAUUGGAGAAAAAUCUGGCAUAUGAAAGUGAUGAAGAAGAUGAGAAUCCCUAUGCUUCACCCAACGAGGCUAGUAGUGAAGAAGAGGUACUUAAAGAAGAGGAAGAGUUACAAAAGCGUGAAGAAAAGGUUAAAUCACGUUUUUCUGCUUCCAAGACUACCACUCCUAAACCUACUGGCACUCCAAGUACAAACUUGAGUCCUCAACGUCCUGUUUCCCAGCUCAGUUCACCUUCUCAAUCAUUUUUGCAACCCAGACCUUCAGAGCCUAUUGUUAAAGGUCCUGGAUAUCUUGCUCUUCGGAUCUCGAGCGAAAAGCUUUCCCGAUUUGCUUCUGACUUUCCUCCUCUUCGCCCUAAAAUUAUUACUACUCCUUCAUCGGAAGCGAUUGCUGGAGCAGAAGGAGGAGCUAAUGCUGGUACUGACGAUUCCAAUCUUAUUACUGAUGCUGAAGUCAUACAGGCCCUCAAGAAUGGACCUAUCACUAUUAAAGAUUUGAUUCAUUUGUUCCAUACGAAAUUUAAGGCAGACACUAGAAAUCGUACAGUGAUUCAGAAAGUUAUUCGAAAAGUUGCCAAAUUUGAGAACAAAUUGUUGGUUUUGAAAUGAUGAUAAAUCGUUUCUUGUGAGAGCACUGUUAUUAUAAGCCACUUUUCGCUAAAUACGUACAAUUUGUUGAAAAGUACAUACAAGAAGCUUGGGAUAUUUUUGGUUGUUUAAGGGUACUAUGUUAUGAGAGUAUGAAUUGAAAAGAAAUUAUUUAUAGGAUUGACCAAGAGCACUAUC
Schizosaccharomyces octosporus yFS286 is the source of this 2894-nucleotide messenger RNA. RefSeq names its product transcription factor TFIIF complex alpha subunit Tfg1. The coding region runs from base 1110 to 2717 and encodes 535 amino acids. The record is from RefSeq and is a predicted model, not a curated record. Lineage: Eukaryota; Fungi; Ascomycota; Schizosaccharomycetes; Schizosaccharomycetales; Schizosaccharomycetaceae. Gene Ontology annotation, molecular function: DNA binding; RNA polymerase II general transcription initiation factor activity; TFIIF-class transcription factor complex binding. Gene Ontology annotation, cellular component: transcription factor TFIIF complex; nucleus. Gene Ontology annotation, biological process: positive regulation of transcription elongation by RNA polymerase II; transcription initiation at RNA polymerase II promoter. The transcript is spliced from 3 exons.